AUGCAGUUAUCUUUUUUACCCCCAAAAUACAAAACGAUGAAAAAUUCAAAGUAUUCAUUUAUAGAUAUUUACAAACUCAAUACAGAUAAUUUAAAUUUAGUACUAAAAAAUUUAGACUUAAAAUCUCUCAAAAACCUAACAAAGUCUUCUUCAUGCAUUUCCGCACACAUACAUAAAGAUUUAAGUUUAUGGCAAUUAUUGUGCAACACAAAAUUAUGCAGCAUAAAUGACUGUAGAGAAGCAAUUAAGAAGAAGUAUUUAGUACAAAAAAGGAUUAAAACAGGAAAAGGAGAAACAUACACUACAUUUCAUACAAAUCAGAAAGACAUAACAGUUAUGAUGAUACAUAAUAAUUAUAUCUAUACAUCUUCUGAUGAUGCAUCAAUAAAAAAAUAUAAUUUUUCUGGUGUCUUGUUAAAAUCUUUUAUUGGGCACAAAGGAGGUGUAUGGAGUUUUUCUAUUGAUAGACAUCUUGUCACUGGAAGUACCGAUAAAACUGCUAUUAUUUGGGAUCUAGAAUCUGGUAUACCAUUACACAGACUUAAAGGCCACUUGUCAACUGUAAGAGUUGUAAAAAUAAAAGGUGAUUUUAUUUGCACUGGUGGAAGAGAUAAUAUUAUUAGGGUGUGGAAUCUUAUAGGAGAAUGUCUACAUGUUCUAAUAGGACAUACAAAUAAUGUUAGAUGUCUUGAUAUUAAUAAUAAAUAUUUACUAAGUGGGUCUUAUGAUGGUAGUGUUAUCUUAUGGGACUAUAAAAAAGGUAAAAAGAUAUUUAAUUUAAAAUCUCAUAAAUCGAGAGUGUAUUGUGUUUUACUUGGUGAUAGGUAUAUUGUUAGUUCAGGAUGUGAUGCUUACAUUCACAUUUCUACUCUUGAUAAUAAAUUAAUAGGUAGAUAUAAAGAACAUCAAUUUCUAGUAAUAGGAUUAAGUUUUACAGAUAAUGAGAGGUAUCUUGUAAGCUCUGCUGCAGAUAAUGCACUUUGUAAAUGGGAUAUAGUUGAUAAUACAAAAAUAUACUCCAUUUAUGAGAAUUAUUUUAUUUCUUCACAUUUUGUAUACAAUGAUCUUUUGUUCAUUACUACACAGAAGGAGUUAAAGGUUUAUGAUUAUAAUACAGGACUAUACAUUAGAACAAUCUUAGAAGCAGAUAAAUUUAUAAAAGUGGAAGUAUUGAGUAAUUAUUUAGUAGUGGCAUAUUCAUUACAUGGAAAAUAUCACAUAAGAAUAUAUAAAUAUAAUUAG
Messenger RNA from Vairimorpha ceranae, 1242 nucleotides. RefSeq names its product wd40 repeat-containing protein. NCBI's taxonomy places the organism in Eukaryota, Fungi, Microsporidia, Nosematidae. Gene Ontology annotation, biological process: proteasome-mediated ubiquitin-dependent protein catabolic process; ubiquitin recycling. The record is from RefSeq and is a predicted model, not a curated record. Gene Ontology annotation, cellular component: nucleus; cytoplasm. The transcript has a single exon. The coding region runs from base 1 to 1242 and encodes 413 amino acids. Gene Ontology annotation, molecular function: ubiquitin binding.